This is a messenger RNA of Haliotis rubra (blacklip abalone), 4055 nucleotides long. RefSeq names its product DNA-binding protein SMUBP-2-like. The transcript is spliced from 17 exons. Lineage: Eukaryota; Metazoa; Mollusca; Gastropoda; Lepetellida; Haliotidae. Gene Ontology annotation, molecular function: DNA binding; ATP hydrolysis activity; ATP binding. The record is from RefSeq and is a predicted model, not a curated record.
AUGGCUGCGCCCAUGAUUUGUGCAAGUUGUGUGUUUGUAUUUUGAGACUCCAUGGGAAAUGGACGAAAAUUCGGAGAAAAUGACUUUGGAACUUUUUGUUAGAAAAACUUUGGAUUUGUUGAAUAAGGAGAGAGAAGCAGAAGUUGAAGAAACGAGGGUGCUAACAGAGAAACUACCACCAAAAGAAUUACAGAGACGAGGUGUGUGUUUGCUGAAACUUCGUUUGGCAGGAAGAAAAUCAGGUCUCUAUGGAAGAACAUUAGUGACCUUUGAGCCUUUCUGGGCAGGGAAAGACUUUCCUUCACACAAUCUCACCCCAGGAGAUAUUGUUGGUCUGACUUUAUCCCAGGGAGAUACUCAGAAUGAAUCACUGGCUUCUGGGAUUGUGUCUAAGGUGGGACAGUCACAGAUAAGCAUUGCUUUUGAUGACACACAUGACAUCUUCAGUCUUGAUGAUGAGGUCCAGUACAAGGUCACCAAGCUGGCCAAUGAUGUGACAUACAGGCGCCUCAAAAGAGCACUGAAUGAUCUGAACAACUACUCCAGUGGAAGGGCUUCCCGUCUUGUCAACAUUCUGUUUGGCGUUUCUGAGUUGUCUCCCCCCUACUGACCCAAAGAUAUCAAGUACGUGAAUGAGUCCUUGGAUAAAUCUCAGAGAGAGGCUGUUGACUUUGCACUUCGCCAGCGUGAACUGUCCGUGAUCCAUGGCCCCCCUGGGACAGGGAAGACAACCACGGUGGUGGAGAUCAUCCUCCAAGCAGUCAGGAGGGGCAUGAAGGUUUUGGCAUGUGCCCCGUCUAAUGUUGCUGUUGACAACCUGGUCGAGCGUCUGUCUCAUCAUCUGCAAAAGAUUUUGAGGAUCGGCCACCCUGCCCGUCUGCUUCCCCACAUUCAGAAGUACUCCUUAGACGCCAUCGUCUCUGGUAGUGAGGAGAAUAAACUGGUCCAUGAUGUACGUCGAGAUCUGGACAAGGCCAUUUCUCAAGUGAAGCAGACCCGGAACAAGGGAGAGAAGCGGGGUUUGCGAGAGGAGAUGCGGCAUCUACGUAAGGAGCUGGUCCAGAGGGAGGAGACAGCGACAAGGGAGAUACUGCGCCGUGCUGAUGUUGUCUUGGUAACACUAACCAGCGCCUCUGGCGCUGGACCUCUGAGACUUCUGGAUGAGGAACACUUUGACCUGCUUGUCAUUGACGAAUGUUCCCAGGCACUUGAGGCUGCGUGUUGGAUGGCGCUGCUCCGAGCUCCUCGCUGUGUGUUGGCUGGGGAUCAUCGACAGCUGCCUCCCACUAUACUCUCACAUGAAGCAGCUCGGAAUGGUCUUGAGCUGACGCUGAUGGAGCGAGUGUUGAAGGAGCAGGGGGACGAGGUGGUGAGGAUGUUGACAACGCAGUACCGUAUGAACGAGAACAUCAUGCAGUGGUCCUCUGACCAGCUGUACGAAGGCCGGCUCAUCGCUCAUGACUCUGUCAAGACGCAUCUGCUCAGAGACUUGCCUGGUGUGAGUGACUGUGAGGAAACUAGUUGUCCCCUGUUGCUGGUAGAUACAGCCGGUUGUGACCUGUAUGAACUGGAACUCCCCGAAGAAGUGUCCAAGGGAAAUGAAGGUGAAGCUGAUAUUGUGGCCUCACAUGUUGAGAAAUUGAUAUCUAGUGGUCUGCGACCUGAGGAUAUUGCAGUUAUUGCCCCUUAUAACCUUCAGGUGGAGCUACUGCGUGUGAGACUGUCAUCAACAUACCCUAAACUGGAGAUCAAGUCCGUGGACGGCUUCCAAGGGAGGGAGAAAGAAGCUGUUGUCAUCUCUUUUGUCAGGAGUAAUUCAAAAGGUGAAGUGGGCUUUUUGGCCGAGAAUCGUAGAAUAAAUGUGGCCAUCACUCGAGCACGCCGCCACGUGGCAGUGAUCUGUGACACGGAGACAGUCAGCCAUGACAAGUUCCUGAAGACCCUGGUGGAGUACUUCACGGAGAGGGGGGAAAUCUGGUCUGCCCAGGAAUACAUUCAAGACGGCAAGGUGACCCACACAAGUUCGCGUCCUGAACAACUGGAGAAUCUGUUGUCUGUCAAGUCCUCCACCAAGCAGAAAUCUAAAAGCAAAGGUGAAGGUCAUAAACAGAGUAAAGGUGACAAGGGUCACCAGAAGCAGGUGCAGAAAUCAGGUCAAAGGUCAAAUGAAGGAGGUGCAAGACCCAAGCAGCCAGCUUCGGAGGAGGGUGCUGUGCGUGAUGUAGAGGAGAAGGAGGCAGAGUUUGUCAAGUACCUCGAGGACUUCCUGGCCAACCCCGAGCAGACAUACCUGGACUUCCCAGCAUCUCUCAACUCUCAUGACAGGCUGAUUGUACACCAGUUAUCAGAGAAGCUUGGCUUACUCCACAUCAGUAAAGGGGAAAUGAAGGACAGGCACAUUGUUGUGUCCAAACCGAACUAAAAUAAGGAAAACAAGCCGACAAAUGAUGGCAGUGUUAUGCCUGAUGUUGUACACACAGAUUCAUCUGUGAAGUGUGAUGAGACAAAUGUGGAACAGGUUGAAAAGAAAAGUGAUAAAGUAACUUGUGAAAUAUGUGGUAAGGAGGUUCUGAAUGCAAACAUCCAGCUGCAUUCUGUUCAUUGUGCUAGGCAGGUCAAGGCCAAACUGACAGAAGGUCAAGGCCAGUCAUCGAAAGUUGAGGCCAAAUCUAAGAAAAAGACAAAAAACACAAAACAGGAUGCAGCUUUACACCGUACAGCAUCUGCACUGGAAAAAAUCAAAGACGAUGAUUUUGAUAGUUUGAUAGCAACUGUACAGAAACUUGACAAUAGGUGCUGUUUUACAAAAUGUAAACAGUUCACCACAACCCUGGGUCAUACCUGUGACUUCUGUUCGAGGAGGUUCUGCCUGGCCCAUCACAUCCCUGAGAUCCAUGGAUGUGGAGCUGAUGCUAAGGCUGCAGCCAGACAGGCCAUGGUCAAGGAAGGAAUCCUCUUCAGGGGGAAUGUUGCACCACAGAGAAAACUGGACCCUAACAAGCGAGCUGGUUUACAAAGAAAGUUGGAUAAGAAGCUAGACGAGAUGGCAGGAAUGCGUUCGUCAAAGAAUAGCAAGAAAUGAUGUUAGGCAGGUCCUAUGGAUAUGUACUACUCAACAGUUGCUAAGGACCUAGUCACCUUUGGUAUCUGGUCUAGCCUUUAACAAACGUUGAGUAGUGUGUCUGUGAAUUAAAGGAGGAAUGUAUUUGAAAGUUGUCUUUUCAUAAUCUGACAUUGGGGUAGCCCAGUGGUUAAGGCACUAGCUUGUCAAACUGAAGACCUGGGUUUGAUUCCUUACAUGGGUACUAUGUAUGGAAGUCAUUUCUAUGGUGUGAUAUGAAUAUUGCCAAAGACUCAUAAAACCUAAGAGUUGUUCUGAAACUAUUUUAUGAAAAUGGGGCAUCUUUUAUCAAAAAGUACUGAAAUUUGUUCUACCAGUCGGGUCAGCUAGUCAAGAGGCAAAACAUGCAUUUAGAAUUUAGACCUUGAUGAAACCAUUGCAGCAUAAUAUUUUGAACAUCAUGAGUUACGAAUAUCAUGAAGGUGCAAAGCUGACAAAAAACAUAUCCUAACCCCACCACACACUUAUCUCCUCGUUGUUUCAGAGAAAAUAGUGUUAGAAACAGUGUCAAAAAGUAUUUCAAAUCGAGGCUCAUGAUGUUAAUCACUGGAUCUUCUGGUUUAAACUCUAUUAUUUUCAGACCGAUGUCAUAUUGCUGAGUGCAAUAACAAACACUAAACACACUAACAUAGCUUGACCAUUGAAGCUGAAAUUUGGCAAGCAGGUGCCGUCUUUUGAAGACAUUUUGUUCCAAUUAAUAUAUUUUUGUUGUUGUUUAGUAAAAUAAUUUUAAAAUCAAAUUUUACAAACAGGUAUUAGUGGUGAGAGAUGACUGGUGGUCAGUCUUGGUGAUGCCAACACACCCAAACAGCAUGGAUUGUUGCCCAUAUAUAUCAAUCACUGGACAGCCAGCUCACAGAGCUCUGUCCCCUAGAAAAUACUGAUGUUAUUUUCUGCUGUUCAUAACUGUGAUAAUAAAUAUGUCCUCACAUUA